UAAAAAAAACCUCACCAGGCACAUCUAGCCAAGUUCCCAACCAUUACACCAAACUCACACAACUCUUCUCUCUCUAAAUUAACAUCUCUUUCUCUCCUCCAUAACCAUUAAUUAAUAAGCUUCAUAACCCAGAAAAAGAAAAUCAAAACAAAACCAAACCAAACCAAACCAAACCACAAAAAUGGAUAUUAAUAAUCACCCCAAGAAGAUCCAGUACUACUCUUUGGGUUCUAAUAUUGCACUCAUUUUCCUCUUCUUAACCGGUACAACUAUUCUUAGUCUCUCCCUUUGGUCACCUUCUUACACAUCUUACUUUCCCUUCCAAAGAGAGCCCUCCAAAGUACUCCAAUGUCAGCCUUCAAACUCAACGACAGAGAUUGAAACGACCCCAAAAGUUUAUGAUGAUGAGCUCGAAUUGGCUUUGGCCAAAGCCUCCGUGGGAAAUAACAAGACAGUUAUCAUAGCUGUGAUCAACAGGGCUUACGCCGAGCAAGAUGUGAAAGGUGAUACUACAAUGCUUGAUAUUUUCUUAGACAGUUUUUGGUUAGGGGAAGAGACCAGUAAGCUACGUGAUAAUCUUCUGGUGGUGGCCGUUGAUCAGACGGCCUACGAUCGUUGCCAGUUCUUGAGUCUGAAUUGCUUUAGAUUGGAAACGGACGGUGUGGAUUUCAGGGGUGAGAAGCUUUUUAUGUCUCAAGAGUUCAUUAAGAUGAUGUGGAGACGAACUUUGUUCCUCUUGGAUGUUCUUAAACGUGGUUACAGCUUCGUCUUUACGGACAUGGACGUGGUGUGGCUUAGAAACCCAUUCGAAAGACUAAGCAAAAACGAAACCGAAGAUUUACAAAUUAGCACAGACAUGUUCUUUGGAGAUCCAUGGAACAAGAACCAUUUAAUCAACACAGGAUUCUACUACAUAAGAUCAAACAACAAAACCAUAGCUUUGUUUGACAAAUGGUACUCCUUGAAAGACAACUCAACGGGCCUGAAAGAGCAAGAUGUCUUAUUGGGCCUGAUCCAUGGUAACAUCAUUGAGCAAUUGGGCCUCAAAGUAAGGUUCUUGGACACCAAACACUUUAGUGGGUUUUGCCAAGAUAGUAAAGACUUUAGGGAAGUCACCACCGUCCAUGCCAAUUGUUGUCGAAGUAUCACUGCUAAGGUCACUGAUCUAAGGGCUGUCCUUAGAGAUUGGAAGAGGUACAAGAAGGUUAUGUCCUAUAAAAGAUUUGCCAAUGUUAAUGCCACUCAGAAUUUCCAUUGGACUGGCCACUGGGGGUGUUGGAAUUCUUGGAAAGUUGGUAAUAAGACUCGAGUGAUUAAGAAACAAAAUUAAUUAAAGAGAGAAUUAAGAUUGGAUAUAGGUUUUAGAUUUCAUUUCAUAUAUAAUAAUAUAUUUAUAUACAUAUAUUUUAUUGGUUGAAAAGUGUCAAAAUCCAAGACUGAAAUGUGUUUAUUAUUGUAACUUAUUGGCUAGUGUAUGAUUCGUUCAUUACUUGUAAACUUUAUGCACA
Humulus lupulus (European hop) is the source of this 1508-nucleotide messenger RNA. RefSeq lists its product as uncharacterized. The transcript is spliced from 3 exons. The record is from RefSeq and is a predicted model, not a curated record. The coding region runs from base 182 to 1330 and encodes 382 amino acids. NCBI's taxonomy places the organism in Eukaryota, Viridiplantae, Streptophyta, Magnoliopsida, Rosales, Cannabaceae.